UAUUGUUAUCAUUCGACGACAGCCAAUCUGCGAAUCUGGACGAUCCGUAAAGAAAGCAAGAACCUUGAUGUGCACGACGUGUCUAUGGGUAAACUGCGGCGUUGCGUGCGCUGCAUCGCCGUCAACAAAGACGACGCCUAUGGCAUUGCGGGGACCACAACUGGCGACAUGAUAAAGUUUUCAAUCAACUACCCGUCGGACCCUGGCGAGUCGGUGAGCCACUGCAAGCCAGCGCUGAUAGGGUGCCUCGCUAAAUGUGGUCCUUGGAAGAAGGGCAAGCGUCCUGAGUCGCAAUGUUACAGCCAAGGCAUAGAAUCCAUUCUUAUUAUGGAUGACGGGUGUCUGAUUGUGGGAGCUGGUGACGGCACCAUCGACAUCCUGGACGAGAUCAACUGGAAAGGCGGCUUCCCCAAGGGCAAGAUCGUCAGUCCCAACCAACCGUACUUCAAAGCUCUAAAAACGUGCAAGCUGCUGGGCUGCAUAACGUCACUCGAGCUGUUGGAGUCUCCGCAUCUGCAAGGCGACAAGCGUCUGCUCCUUGCAGGCACUCGAACCAGUGAAAUCUACGCUAUCAACGUGGUCACAUUUACACCCUUGCUGGUGGUUACUUGCCAUCGGUGUGCUAUCAAUGAUAUUGCCUUUCCUAGGGGCAUGUCGGGUGUGUUCGCGACGGCGGGGGCAGGUGAUAUCCGCGUGUGGUGCCUCGAGACCUGCCAAGAGCUGCUGCGCAUCGCCGUGCCCAACUUCACCUGUGCCGCUUUGCUGUUCAGCGCCGACGGGAAGUCUAUCGUUUCGGCAUGGAACGACGGGUGCAUCCGCUCGUUUACACCCCUCACUGGGCGGCUCAUCUAUUGCAUCUACAACACACACAACAAAGGCACUUCGGCCAUUGGCAUGACCAAGGACGGGAAAACCCUCGUCUCUGGAGGCUGUGAAGGGCAGGUCCGAGUGUGGGAAAUAAAGCCACAGUAUCAGAACCUGAAGAAAGUGCUAAAGGAACAUAAGAGCCCCGUUUCAGCUAUACAGGUGUCGCCGAACGAUACGGAAGCCGUCAGCGCAGGGACAGACGGCUCGUGUAUUAUAUGGGAUUUAUUGUAAGUAAUAUAUUUAAAAU
Hyposmocoma kahamanoa is the source of this 1114-nucleotide messenger RNA. Its product is annotated as cilia- and flagella-associated protein 52. The transcript is spliced from 7 exons. The coding region runs from base 85 to 1098 and encodes 337 amino acids. The record is from RefSeq and is a predicted model, not a curated record. Gene Ontology annotation, biological process: cilium assembly. NCBI's taxonomy places the organism in Eukaryota, Metazoa, Arthropoda, Insecta, Lepidoptera, Cosmopterigidae. Gene Ontology annotation, molecular function: protein binding.